AUACGCGGAACUAAGACUCGGUAGUCAGUGACGCACCACUACACACAGCUGCUCAGCGGGGGCAAUGGAAUAAACAAAACGUCGUCAUUCUGUGCCAAACACAUCGGUGAGUGUCUUCUUUUUUUCUGUAAGGUGGAAUAUGGAGCAACAUUUGGUCCAAAACAUCUAUGCGUCCGUUCACACUGAGGCUCCUCUGUCUCCCCCGCGCCUCUCGCUUUAUUAAAUCCAACCGGAGGUGGCUGAUGGUCGGUCGGUCGGACGGACGUGCGUCUGGACUGUGCUGGGAUGUGACCGUGUGAGAAUUUGUUUUUUUUAAUUGCCAACUGUUAUUUAAGCCAAGAGUCGGUCCCGGGGCGACGGUCACCGUAGCCUGUUGUGAUUAAGGGCAGCGCGGGCAAGGUGUCACAGUUCAGACCAUCAUGCCCUUUGGUCUGGCAACAGGACAGCAAGUGUGUGUUUAAGCGCCCCUGGUUGGCUCUGCUGGGAUGAACAUGCCACUGCACCAAAUCUCUGUCAUCCCCCGUGAUGUCACCUCAUCGCGGGUGUCAGGCAUGGGGAAAGCUAAGGAGAAGGACAAGCAGAAUGAAAAGCCUCUGGGUCAUUCUGCAAGCAGGUCCAGCAAUAUAUCAAAGGCAGGGAGCCCGACUUCUGUCAACGCUCCAUGCAGUUUCUCCAGGACGUCGGUUUCCCCCUCCAGCCAGGACAUCUGCAGUCAGGAUCAGGACUGUCAGAAGCAGACUGCAGUGGUUCUAUUGAAUUCAAAAGGUAAAACCUGUCAAGGUUCAGGAGGUAUUUCAGUGACCACCCUCUGCACAGACGCCCUACCAGCCUCCAAACACGCCAAACAACGAGACUGGCUCUCCCUGCUUCGCCCCUCUGCCGUCAACAUCCGCCCCACCGGCUCGCUCAGGUUUUCUGUGUCUCUAAACGACGUGGGCCAACGCGUAGACAGCCUUUGUCGCGGCCUGCACUUUAUAGACCGCACCUGCUCGGAGGGAGAGCUGGACCUGAAGCCUAAGCCCGCUCCGCCAGCCGGCUCGGAUCAAAGGGUGCACACACUCAACAACAAGCCGGCUGCAGAACCAACACACCAGAACCAAAAUCCGACCUGUUCAACAAGCACCAACCCCCACCUCGUCCCCUCUUUCACUAACAACUACAAAUACAUGUUGGCCAUCCCUCCCACCAAUUGUCUCUUAUCUGACCCUGCCAUCCGCACCCCUCCUCCUCCUCUUUCCAACACCCACCUCCACCAUCAUGACUCUUCGAGCGCCAACUUUCUCCGUCUCCUCCUCCCCUUCUCUCGAUCCUCUACCUCAGCCAGCCUGCAGUGCUCUGAGCUGGGCAGCUACGCCUCUCAUCUCCACAUCACCAAGUCCUCUAGUGUCCUUCUGGAAGGCAGUGAGUUAAGCUACCCCGUUGAGGAUCUACUGGGAGAUGACGACGUGUUUGAGGAGGACCAGCCCAGUCUAGUUUCAAGGGGAAAGGUUCAGCUGGCCACCCCAGGAACAGUCACCAUGGCUGGGACAGGUGCUCCUCCUGCCCCCCUGUGCUUUAUGGAUGAGGACAGCGACUUGGACUGCUGCCUGUCCCCUUUGUCAGAGAAAACUGGACCACUGUCACCCUAUUCGGUAUCUGAAGACUGGUGCAGGAUUUGCCACUGUGAAGGGGAUGACGAGAGUCCUCUGAUCACACCAUGCCACUGCACAGGGAGCCUGCGCUUCGUCCACCAGUCCUGUCUACAGCAGUGGAUCAAGAGCUCCGACACCCGCUGCUGUGAGCUCUGUAAAUAUGAGUUCAUAAUGGAGACCAAGCUCAAACCGCUGCGUAAGUGGGAGAAGCUGCAGAUGACGGCGAGCGAGAGAAGGAAGAUCAUGUGUUCGGUCACCUUCCAUGUCAUCGCCAUCACCUGCGUGGUAUGGUCGCUCUACGUCCUCAUCGACAGAACAGCGGAGGAAAUCAAACAAGCCGGAAGAAUCCCAGGGAUCCUGGAAUGGCCUUUCUGGACCAAGCUGGUGGUGGUGGCAAUCGGCUUUACGGGUGGACUAGUGUUCAUGUACGUCCAGUGCAAAGUCUACAUCCAUCUAUGGAGGAGACUCAAGGCUUACAACCGUGUCAUAUACGUCCAAAACCGGCCAGACACGUGUAAAAAACUGGCGCUGGAGAAGCUGCCAAUCAUGGAGCCGAAUCUGGAGAGCAAGGAAGCUCUGGCGCCCAACCAGUCGGACACAAACUCCUCCCAUUACACAGAGACAGAGGACUACAGUAUGGAGGUGCUUCAUGUGUGACCCAGUCUCAGUCCAUGCUAUUGGUUGUCCUACUUAUCCUACACACAAGCAGGCCCAUAGUGAAGAGCAGCCGUCGUGGAAAUGCUCGGUGACCGAGGAAUAACCACACACUCCCCUUUUUCUGAUCUCAGACUGACCCACUGUCCUCCUCUGGUCGUCUUAUAUUUCCAAAACUCCAUCCACAGAGACUGACGGACCAUGACUAUUUUCUUCCAUCCACAUUCCUCCUAUCAGACCAUAUCCCUCCCUCCACCUGAACUCUCAAUCCACACUCCGCCUCUCAUAUUUCCCAGGACCGGACAGUUUUUACUGACUUCUGUAAAUGUGUGAAGAGGCCUGGAGCAUACCACUGUACAGAGAGAUACCAGCACACACAAACACACACACAUACGCACACACACACGCACACACGCGCACACACACACACACUUAGACACACACACAAACACACAUACACACACACACUUUUUCUCUCUCUAUCUCUCUCUCUUUCUUUCUCUCGUAUGUACACCUCUGGGAGAGCAAGACUGAGACAAAUGGACUCACAAACGGCUCUGGAUGUCUAUAUGUCUCUUAUGUGUGGUUUCUUUGCUUGUGUUGUUUGUUAGAUUUGUUUGUUUUUACCUCCUGUGAGUCGUCUUGGGCAAACCUGCCAUGGAUCAGUAUGUAGCGCCGCAUGUAGGAUCUCUGGAACAUUCCAGCUACUGCCAUCUCUGAUGCUGUAAUCUGUCAGCUCUGAGCUGGUCUGGAUCCGACCCGGCCUUUAUCUGGACAUGCAUCAAAGCACUUUUGUUUUUUAGUUCCCACAACAAAUCCCCUCCCUUCCUCUUGCUACUCUUUUUUAUUUUAAUAUGAAUCAAGUCUUAUUGUAUAUGUUGUACAUGGGGGAGAGCACAUUCAAACUUUGAACUCUGGUUUUAAUUGACAUUUCCUUCAACACACAUAAACAUAUAUAGUAACCCUCCCAUGGAUGACAACAAAGGAAUUGGGGGUUAAAAAUGGAAUCAUGCUGAAAGAAACAUUUGAGUGUUUUAGUUAAAAUAGACUAAAUGAGUUUUGAAUAUGACGGCUCAAAGCUCUAAUGCAGAUCAUGGAAAAUGCAGCCACAUAACUUCUCUACCACAACAUGAACUUUCUGAAGGCUUUGAGAAUGUUAACACCAUUUUUUUACUGUUACACACACAAUAAUUGCGAGAUUAUUUCCAUGUCUUGAGAACAUUACAAGAGCCUUUGGGCAUAAACAGCGCCGCUCAUGUUUUUCUAUCAUGCGAAUGACACAGUAUUUAAAGUGUGAUAUUCCAUGUGCAGUUUUUAAUAUGUUGAUUUGUUUGCUUAGUCACGAGAUGUGCCCUGAGAAAUCCACAGCUGCCUAUAUAUAGUCUGUCUUCCAAUUGCUCCCAUUCUGCAGGCAGUACGUUGAUUGAUCCCUUCAUGGAUAGUUUUGAUUUAGAAGCAGGCUGACUGUGUGUAUUUGAGUUGGCUGCUCAAAAUAGGCACAUUUAGUAUAAGGUAAUGGCUUGGAUGUUUACACAUGAUGUACUGUAUAGGAUCAUUGCUGAGCAUUCCAGGCAAGCAGAAGCCUGUUUCAGCAAAAGUGUCUUCUUUCUUCUUGCCAGACUCUUAUCACAUGGUUUUUUUUUUUUUUUUUUUUUUUUUGUAUAUCAUCUGUCCUCAGAUAAAACAUAUUGCUUGAACAGCUUUUUUUUUCAUUUUUGAAAGGAAGCACAGUGAAGCACAGUUUAAAUUCUGCAACUGCAGUAUAUCAACAUUCAGGAUGAUUUUGAGUUUUUAGAGUUUAACAUUUUGGGUUGUCACAUUUAUUAACAAUCCGUUUAAUUUGCCAUAAACAAAAUGCAAUUUGCUGCCUGUGACAGUAUGCAUCAUCUUUUAUUGAGGAGCUGACUGGAGAGCCGCCUGCUGGUGAGAAGCUGAAGGUGCAGUCUGAAGUAGGCAGCUGUUGAUUUCUCAGAGCGAUGUGUUUUUGGGCUUACAGUCAUUGUAAGUGCUUUGUGUAUGUGGGAGCACAGUGAUGCCAGGCUCAUGUUGAGCCACACAGCCAUUCCAACACACACAUUUUAAAAAAAAACUGUCUUUGAUACCAGUAUACCAAUGAUGGUCCACCAACAUAUGUGACAACUACUGCUCAGCAGCAGCAGCAAUAAAUUAAAUCUGUGCUUUGUUUUUCCAACAGUUCAUACCGUACUUGUGUAUAUACCCCACGGUGACUUGAGAUAUGGAGUCUAAUAUAAUUUUAAUACAUAACAUGAGCCAAGGGAGUUGUGUGUCAAGUUGGAUUAAGACCUAGUAACGAGAAGCUUCUCUGAAACUUUGAUACCUGCAAGGCUCAGUGCAAUUAGACAGAUAAAAAGUGCAAUUACCCUUUUGUUGAUGUUCUAUUCUCUAGUUAUGUAAUGGUGUUUAAUGUCCAGGGUGUCUUCUGGGUAUAAAAUGAUUAUUUCUUCAUUUUGUGUUGUAUUUAUUUUUAAAAGAAAACCGAGUACAAUGUUUUCAUUAAAAAAAAGAUAUAUACAUAUAUAUCCUUUCAUUAGUAGUUUUAUGCAACUUACACUCUUUUAUCUCCCAGGACAUCACUUUCAGUCUUUGUUUUGCACUUUGGAUACCUUAAUUUCCAGAACUUAAUGUGAACAUCUAUUCGACCAUCUUGCUUUUUUAAAUUGCUUGAUAAAUAUUGUUUUGCAGAAUAUUGACAUUUAACCGCAGCAUUAAAUUUAAACAUUUCAUCUUUUCCCAUAAACAACAUGGGAUACUUAGGCAUGUAGUUUCUUUGAGAUGGUAGAUAAAAAAAUGUAGAAAUGCUUCUUUUUUUAUUUUCUACUCAUAGGAGCUGGCUCCUUUCAUGAAGUCUGAGACAGAAGUUUUGAGGCCACUUUAGGACAACUUUGCAAGCAGGCAUGUUCCUCUCUGAUAGCCUUGUCUUUUUUUUUUCUUGGUGUCUAAUCCUUAACUGAUUUCUUAAUUUUAUAAUCCCAUUGAGCAGCACAUCGACUGAGAAGUAAAGAUACGUUCUCUGCCUUGCUGUCCCAGUAUUUUUGUCUAGAUUUUUCUGUCUGUCUUACAUCUGAACAUGUCUGGGAAUGGUGUAACUUGCAUAAAGCUACAUUUGUUUACUACUGACUGGACUUGAACCUAUAUGACUGUUCCCCUGUCUUAUGAUAUCAUUCCACAAGUCUGUCUGUGAAUUUAUUUUGGAAUAGUAAUUGUAAAAAAUUGGUAAAAGUACUUAUGUUUUUAAAAGAAAUAUUGAUGUGUUUUCAGUUUAUUUUGCCAUUAUCAAACAAAGUAUGUAGACUUAAAAAGAACAACCAAAUAAAAAUGAAGUUACUUUUAA
Molecule: messenger RNA, 5637 nt
Organism: Etheostoma cragini (Arkansas darter)
Lineage: Eukaryota; Metazoa; Chordata; Actinopteri; Perciformes; Percidae
Gene: marchf8
Product: membrane-associated ring finger (C3HC4) 8
Exons: 9
Coding region: 486-2288 (600 amino acids)
Biological process (GO): antigen processing and presentation of peptide antigen via MHC class II; protein polyubiquitination; immune response
Cellular component (GO): late endosome membrane; early endosome membrane; cytoplasm
Molecular function (GO): MHC protein binding; ubiquitin protein ligase activity; zinc ion binding
Source: RefSeq, a predicted model, not a curated record